Messenger RNA from Cotesia glomerata, 1414 nucleotides. RefSeq lists its product as uncharacterized. The record is from RefSeq and is a predicted model, not a curated record. Bases 295 to 1164 code for a protein of 289 amino acids. NCBI's taxonomy places the organism in Eukaryota, Metazoa, Arthropoda, Insecta, Hymenoptera, Braconidae. The transcript is spliced from 6 exons.
CCCCUACAUCAGUCGCAAGUCAGAAAUCGUCGCGUUUGUUUAACUUACACAGGACCGAUUGUUCCGCGAAUAUUGUUCCCGGUUUUUCCUCGGAAAAUAUUACAAUGACUCGGAGUUUUUUUUCACAUUUAUUUUUUAUUUAAAAAUUAUUUUUUAUACAGUUGUAGUAAUUUUUUUUCUAUAAAAAAAAAUUCGUGAAAAAAUAUUUAUUAAAAAAAAAAAAACGUGCUCAAGUGAAAUCAUUGUGAUGGAAUUUAUUUAAAUGUAUAAAAAGAAAACUUCAAUUCAAGUGCAAUGGAUAAAAAAGUUCAACAAGCAAUUACUUAUCUGCUGCUCUUGAUCGCCGGUGCAACUGGUUUACAGAAUUUAAAAAUAAAUGUCCCACCGAUGGCCCGUUCUGGCGACGCCGUAUCUUUAUCAUGCAUCUAUGAUCUUCAAGGCCCUUUGUACACGAUAAAGUGGUACUUCAAUGACAACGAAUUUUAUCGGUUCGUUCCGAAAGCCUUGCCAACUCAACACAGCUAUCCAGUCAACGGCAUGAAAGUUGAUAUCAAGAAUUCUGAUGAGAACGGUGUCACGCUCAUCAACGUCUCGAGGGAGCUGACGGGGCUCUACAAAUGCGAAGUAUCCGAGGACAUGCCCACGUACCACACGGCCAUGAAGGAGCAGCACAUGCAAGUAGUUGACGUCCCAGACACGGAUCCUGUGAUAUUAGUAGAUAAGUCACGGGUCGAGCCGAACGAGAUUCUGAAGGCGAACUGCACCUCAGGUGCCUCCCAUCCUGCCCCAAACGUCACCUGGACACUCAACGGAGCUUACCUCAACAACGAAACAAUGGAGUUCAAAAUCACCAGCCGAAAGAUCCCCAAGGGCAACAUGAUGAUGACUUGGUCCUCUCUCGAGCUGAAAGCCGCCAGCGGGCUCUUCCGCGACAGCAGACUAGGAUUGAGAUGUUUCGCCAACAUCGACGGAAUUUACACCGCGACUGCGGAGUACGAGAUAACAGAAGACGCACCUCUUCUUGCUCCGAUCACUGGUGAUGCAUCUCCUCAUAGGGGUAAGAACGGAUGCGAGACGACAUUGUCCGGGACACUCGAGGACCGAUGGAUGAGGAUACUCUGGCUGAUCGCCGGCGCACUGGCAUUGUCCAAGCUCAAUAGGUAGCUUUAUUCAUCACCGGACUUAUUCGUCAUCGAUACGCGAUUAACAUCGUCCAUGUAAAACCUAGUAGUCUAGGGCUUCCAGUUAUUAUAUAUAUUUAUUGUAUGUUACAAUAUGAACUAUUUAUGACCUAGAUAGACGACGAAUCAUUUUUAUCCGAGAGUAUAAAUAAUUAUGAUAAUUAUAAUAAAUUAAGUGGUUAAUUAAGAUGUAUAAGUAAUGUUAAAUUAAAUUUAAGCUACACUACACUUGU